Dichomitus squalens LYAD-421 SS1 is the source of this 2133-nucleotide messenger RNA. RefSeq lists its product as uncharacterized. The transcript has 14 exons. Gene Ontology annotation, molecular function: oxidoreductase activity. Bases 606 to 1976 code for a protein of 456 amino acids. The record is from RefSeq and is a predicted model, not a curated record. Gene Ontology annotation, biological process: lipid metabolic process. NCBI's taxonomy places the organism in Eukaryota, Fungi, Basidiomycota, Agaricomycetes, Polyporales, Polyporaceae.
GUCUGACAACACUGGCACGAGCGUCCGAAAGCAGGCCCCGGAAGGGCAGGAGGUGGACCGUCCCUCUGCGGCUCCAAUCACUUACCGCAGGGAUUUUUGCACGCUUUCAUGCAAGGAACACUGCCCCACUCCCUGGCAACCUGCAUGCAAAGGGAUAUGAAGCAGCAUCGGCAGUCUCCGUCCCAUUCCCGCGCUGCAGCGGUGACCAUUUCCGCGCAACCUCGAGGCUGGGAUCCUUGUUCUCCUUCUCAUUCAAGGCCAUCUGCCAGUCAACCAUCCCCGCUUUUCUGUCCACCUGUCGAAAAGAACAGGUCCUCGUUGCCCACACGUGCCGCGUUGUUCCAGCCUGAAUGCGGAUCGGGGCGUUUUGCAGAGUCUGCGCGCUCGAGCCAAGUCAGUGGGAGCGGGUUGGGAAGAUACCUACUCCGGACAUCUGAUCAUAUACUUAUGCCGUGAAUGUCCCAGGCUCCAGUCCAUCUGCGUGGCGGCGGGCUUUGUGCGGUGUAUAUAUUGACCCCCCCUCGUGCGAGCCAUGCGUCUCCAAAUCCCCACAUCUCCUUCUUUUCCGUCUCUAGCCUUGGACGCUUCCGUUUGUUUGCGUCGAAAUGUCCACAGGAGCCACCUCGUGGCCCACCAAAACCGAGUUUCCCGACAGUCGGGAGCAGGGUCCUUUCUCCUGGCUAGUCCGCGACGGGCCGGAAUACGAAGAGCGCAAGAAGCGCGCCCAGUUCGUGCCACCUACAGUGUCGAUCAAGGACGUUCACGCUGUCGUGCCACGGCACCUGUUCGAAAGAAACACGGCCAAAGGGCUUUACUAUGUGGCGCGGAUAGUUGGCCUCAGUGUGCUCUUCUACCUAUACGCGACUCAGGUUGACGAGCUAUCUUGGCGUAUCGCUUCUGCAUUGAGUCUUGGUCCCUCUGGACGGACCUUGGUAUCCUGGAGCCUCUGGAUAUUCUACUGGUUCUGGCAGAGCAUAACAUUCGCCGGAUUCUGGACACUCGGGCAUGAGUGUGGUCACGAAUCGAUUUCUCAUUAUGCAUGGGUGAAUCAUGCUGCCGGGAUGAGUCUCCACACCUUCGUCUUGACGCCCUAUUUCGCGUGGAGGCUCACACACCGCACCCAUCAUAAAGGAACGAACAAUCUUGCUCGUGAUGAGACCUACCAUCCCAUGACGAGGAAGGAUCUGAAACUCCCAGAUGCUGCACAGGCGACUGCGUUCGACUACAAAGAGCUGAUCGAAGAGACGCCUGCUUAUACUCUGUUCAAGAUGGUGAUCAGGCAGUUUUUGGGCUUCCAGCUGUAUCUCAUACAUAACCGCAAAGGCAACCCGAAGUAUCCUCCAAGGACCAGCCAUUACAACCCGUCAUCGAAGCUGUUCAAAGCACAAGAUAGAAGUUACAUUAUAAUCUCCGACAUCGCCAUCGGCUGUAUGUUGCUCAACCUUUUAGUGUGGUCGUACCAGUCCGGCUUCCAUAGCGUCUGGAGUCUGUACUUUGUUCCUUGGCUCUGGGCGCAUAACUGGAUCGUCAUGUUCACUUAUCUGCAGCACAGCGAUCCCACCGUCCCAUAUUAUCGUGAGAAAUCAUGGACGUUUGUCCGGGGCGCACUUGCCACUGUCGAUCGGCCUGUCUUUGGCUGGAUCGGGGAGUUCUUCUGGAACGGCAUCAACCAUUAUCAUGUCGCGCACCACUUCUUUGUCACCAUCCCUUUCUACAACCUAGCGGAAGUGACAGAGGCAAUCAAGCCGGUGUUGGGAGACUACUACUGCUACGACUCCACGCCGACGCUGUACGCGCUCUGGCGUUCCUUCACGCAAUGCACAUUCAUAGAGGACGACGGCGACGUCUUGUUCUUCAAGAACCAACGUGGGGAAGCUCUGCGCGACUACACUGGGGUAACCGUCCCAAGUCCUCACCACAAGGAUAAACGCCUCGAAGACCACGAAGACGAAGCUUACAAGCUAGCAGGCUUGUAGUGCCCUUCGCGGUUAUGCAUACCCAAUCUUCGCUCCCGAGCGGAGUAGAGCCCUGGUACGGCGGUACCGAACAGCUUCUAGGUCUUGUGCGCGUAGACCUGAUGCCUUAGGCAACUCUACAAUAAAGUCUUCCAGGCGAAGAUGUUUUUAGAAACCG